Coregonus sp. 'balchen' is the source of this 976-nucleotide messenger RNA. NCBI's taxonomy places the organism in Eukaryota, Metazoa, Chordata, Actinopteri, Salmoniformes, Salmonidae. The record is from the annotation of a GenBank genome assembly.
AUGGGUUUCAGAGAAAAGGACCACAAGCUGAAAACUUUCCACUCCAUCGAACCAAUCGCUUUUCGUAUGUCCUUUCAUGGUAAAGUACAUCUAGUCAUGAACACGGAAAUACGCAGCAAAGACCUUGUUAUUCAAAGACCCAGCUACUCUCUGACAGUCACCAUCAGACCAUCAGACCACCAGAUGGACAGGCUGUGUGUUGCUCUGAUUGCAUUCUUAUGUGAGUAACUUGUUUUACUGGGCCUUAUAGCUGGAUGAUAGCUGAUUUCUUAUGUGGUUUUAUAGUUGACUAGAUUUGUUAUCUUAUGAUUCUGAUAUUGUGGUAAAGACAUGUUUUACAUGUGGAGAAGUUUAUGAUAUCAAAGUGAUAUUCUGUGAUUCAUCCAAACACUGUUCCUCUGCUACCUGUAGGUGCUGUUUCCUCCAGUCAGUUCAUCCAAACACUGUUCCUCUGCUACCUGUAGGUGCUGUUUCCUCCAGUCAGUUCAUCCUAACACUGUUCCUCUGCUACCUGUAGGUGCUGUUUCCUCCAGUCAGUUCAUCCUAACACUGUUCCUCUGCUACCUGUAGGUGCUGUUUCCUCCAGUCAGUUCACCCUAACACUGUUCCUCUGCUACCUGUAGGUGCUGUUUCUUCCAGUCAGGAUGGGAUCUCUGCAGCAGAGGUGGAGCUGAGAGUCAGACCAGGAGACAACAUCACUCUCUGUAGUGACUGUAGAACAACACUUGGAAUGUACACUGUUUGGUUCAGGAACUGCUCUCAUGAGCACCAGCCUCCUCUAGUUGUUACAUAUUAUAACCAUUCGUCGUCUCAUUUCCUAAAUCCUCUCCCUCGGUAUAUGAUGUUAUGGAACCGAUCUAGUCAGUCCUAUGAUCUACUGAUUGAGAACAUCACUGGAUCUGACCUGGGACUCUACUACUGUGGGACUAAGGAGGUAUUAAACAGAAAGAGGUCUAUCACUAUGGACAUGUCAUGA